GUCGCUAGGAGACACGAGAUUUGCUAGGAGAUUGUUUUUAUUUUGGCAGCGUUGUUUUGAUUCUUUUUUUGGACAUUUUCUUCUGUGAUUUUGCAAAAUUCUAGACUUAAAAUGGAACAAGUCGCUGAGAAAAGUGAUGCAGGAACACCUGUUUCUAAUGGUAAAGAAACUGAUCAAGAAAAUACCUUUCAAAUCAGGCCGUCCUUGGAAAAUUCUUUUCAAACUUUCCAUGUCAAAGAAAUAAUUAAGAACUGCCUGGAAAGUGUACUCACUGAUAAAACCUACUCAAAAGAGGAUGCAGCCAUAUGGACGAAACAGAUUUCUCAAGAAGUGGGUAGCAAAAUUAUGGAAUUGAAGAUGAAAAGGUAUAAACAUGUGGUGCAGGUGACUCUAGGGCAGCAGCUAGGAGCUGGAUGUAAAUACAUCGCACGCUGCCGAUGGGAUGCAGAGAGCGAUAGUCAGGUGUCGAAUGUAUUCACAAAUUCCAGUCUCUUUUGCAUAGUCACAGUUUUUGGAGUAUAUUUGUAUUGAUUGAUAUUGAUUUAAUUUUCUUGAGUUGUUUGGCGCGAAAAUUUGAAUAUUUCAUUGAGCACCUAGCGUGAGCACUAGCAAGGGGUUUAGUGUUUUCGAUAUUGUAUGUACAAACCAAAAUUUUUGUUCUAACGCUCACCUCACAAUAAUAGUUUACAAAGCCCUUUUUACUUAAAAAAAAUCAAAAUCACUGUAUUUCUGUAAAAAUUACUGAAUAUAAUUUAAAAGAAAAACAAAUGGAGUAUUAACUAACCCUAAAAACCUCCAGUUCAGACAUUACAAAAUCAAAUUUUGUAAUACAAUAAAAUAAAAUAAUAAAUCGUGCAGUAAAAAUUAUAUCAUAACAUAAUUUUUAUUCUCUCAAUGAUGAACUGGCACAAAUGGAUGAUCACAAAAAAAGGGGGGAACAAAAAACGGUUGGCGCAAAUUUAAAAGAAAGAAAAGAGAUACCAGAAUUCAGUUAGAGACAAAGACAAAGACCAACCGCCUCAAAAAAAAGUUAGUUUUUCACAGAAAAAACCACCAAGAAAGUUUAAAAAUAGUGAGAAAAGUUCUCCAAAAGAAAAAGCCGCCCCACAUUGACGUCCUGCUGGUGAUGAUCUGGAAUCCAUGAACCACACGAUCCCUGAGAAAGACUGAAAACACAAUUUAGUUGAGUGCAUCAGUUUUAAAAAUUGUCCAAAAAACAACCUUUAUAAAAUGUCAAAAAGAAAUUCGUUGCAAAUAAGUAAUUUAAUGCCCUUCCAGCCACUGAAGAAGAUCCACAUCAGGAUCGAAAGCAUUGGGAAAAACCAAAAAAGUGUUUUCAACUUGGGGUGACUAAAUUCUCACUAGCAAUCACCGGAGACACCUCUCUGAAAUAAUUUUUAUUGUAAAUUAAAUACGAUAGACAUAAAGCACGAAUAAGCUAUUUUUAUAGAGUAUAGAGAAGGGAAUUGCAUGUAGGAUAGCCCCCUUUUGCUUUGAUAAUCUCAUUUAUGAAAAGGUGCUUUAGUUCACUCAGAGUCAUGAAUUAAAUGCCAUUUCUUCUUGACCUAAUAAUUUUUUAAUCUGACAUUUUCUUUCAUUGAUUAAUCAGUUAGGUUAGGGCACGUGAAGUAAAAAUACAGUAGAUUCUCCAAAAUUUCAAAAUUAAAAACUAGCCCGAUCUUAAAAGAGCCGAAUUAGAGAGAGUCUACUGUAGAGCAAAUUAUUUUGUGCACCAUUUCAGGUUUAAAAUGAAAGAAAAAUUAUUUUAUGUAAUUUUAAUGUAGUAAGAAUGUUUUCUCUAAAAGGUUAUGUCACUGUACUUUGUAUUUUACUAAAUAAAAGUGCAAAAA
Phlebotomus papatasi is the source of this 1850-nucleotide messenger RNA. Its product is annotated as dynein light chain Tctex-type protein 2B-like. Gene Ontology annotation, molecular function: dynein intermediate chain binding. Bases 112 to 531 code for a protein of 139 amino acids. Gene Ontology annotation, biological process: microtubule-based movement. NCBI's taxonomy places the organism in Eukaryota, Metazoa, Arthropoda, Insecta, Diptera, Psychodidae. The record is from RefSeq and is a predicted model, not a curated record. The transcript is spliced from 3 exons. Gene Ontology annotation, cellular component: cytoplasm; cytoplasmic dynein complex.